AUGUUACUGAUAACUGGUACUACUGCCAAAGCCUCAAUCAACCCUCCAGCCACUCAAUUGACUUGCCCUGCACAUCCCAUCAUGAACAAUAAAUUUGUUGACAGUGAUAUCAUACAAUAUUGCGAGGAUGGGGGCAAACAUGUUGUUUGCACAGUGUGCCCUCGUAAAGCAGGUGUCUUGCGUACAAUGGCCAUCCGACAUGUUGAAAAGCACAUCGCCCAGAGCAGGCAUCAAUGGUUCUCUGAAAGGUUUGUCAAGAAACAACAGGCCACUACUCCCAUACCGCAACUUGAGAAUUCGCAACCUAAGAAAGCUGGGGCACCCAUCUUCACCUCAACAAACACCAGACCCACUGUGUCUCCCCACGAUUCCAACAACCCAUACAUGGAUGUAGACAUGCCUGAUGUAGACAUGGAGGUCCCACUAUCUGAGCUUUUGAAUCAUAUCGCAGGUGAUUGGACACCCAAGUUCGACAGAGUGCAUCUGGACCUAUUUGCUGAGCUCCAAGCAAGUCUUACCUGUGGGGAAAUUCCUUUCUCAAUGCCUCUUGCCCCCAUAAAUGACGAGCGUGAGCUCUUCAACGAUUGUACGCCUGAUUUUGGCAUUGAAGUUCCCGGUGUAGAAAGCUGA
Molecule: messenger RNA, 630 nt
Organism: Suillus bovinus
Lineage: Eukaryota; Fungi; Basidiomycota; Agaricomycetes; Boletales; Suillaceae
Exons: 3
Coding region: 1-630 (209 amino acids)
Source: RefSeq, a predicted model, not a curated record